Molecule: messenger RNA, 468 nt
Organism: Micromonas pusilla CCMP1545
Lineage: Eukaryota; Viridiplantae; Chlorophyta; Mamiellophyceae; Mamiellales; Mamiellaceae
Exons: 1
Source: RefSeq, a predicted model, not a curated record
GUCGUGAUCUUCGCGCGCCUCCCCACGCCCGGCAAGGCGAAGACGCGGCUCGCCGCGAGCGUGGGCGACGCGAACGCCGCGGAGUUCUAUCGAAGGACCGCGGAGCGCGUGUUCGCGUCCACGUCGAGAUGCGACGACGCGGCGUCGCGAACGCUCUUCUUCUCCGACCCGACGGAAUCCAACGCGAUCGCGAACUGGCUGGCGCGAUGCGACCCGGACGCGCGCGACGGCAUGCGCGCGAGCGCGCAGAAGGACGUCCCGGACCUCGGCGAGAGGAUGCGAGACGCGCUGAACCGCGCCAUGUCCACCGGCGUGCACGGCUUCGGCGCGGAGAAAGCGGUCGUCGUCGGCACGGACGUCCCGGACCUCAGCGCGGAGCACAUAACGCUCGCGUGUAGGGCGUUAGACGACAACGACGUCGUCUUCGGCCCCGCGGAGGACGGCGGGUAUUAUCUCGUCGGGGUUCGG